Molecule: messenger RNA, 1624 nt
Organism: Arabidopsis arenosa
Lineage: Eukaryota; Viridiplantae; Streptophyta; Magnoliopsida; Brassicales; Brassicaceae
Source: the annotation of a GenBank genome assembly
AUCACUUCAAUAAUAAUCAAUUGUUCUUCUCCAACUUUUACUCUUUAAACAAGAAAAUGAAACUUCUUGGUCUCUUCUUUCUUAGUUUUACUCUCUUGUUCCUUUGUCCGUUCAUAUCUCAAGCCGAUGUGCCUGAACGUAGCCGCGAGCCGCCUCGUCCCAUCGUCUUCGUCCAUAAUGACCGCUCCAAAUCUGAUCCGCAACAGGUGCAUAUAUCAUUAGCGGGUAAGGACCACAUGAGAGUAACAUUCAUAACGGAAGACAACAAGGUGGAGUCGGUGGUGGAAUACGGUAAACAACCAGGAAAGUACGACGGAAAAGCCACCGGAGAAUGCACUUCUUACAAAUACAUUUUCUACAAAUCCGGAAAAAUCCACCACGUCAAGAUUGGACCUCUCCAACCCAACACCACUUACUACUACCGUUGUGGCGGAAACGGCCCUGAAUUUUCUUUCAAGACCCCUCCGUCAACUUUUCCGGUCGAGUUCGCAAUCGUAGGCGACCUAGGCCAAACCGAAUGGACAGCAGCAACAUUAUCUCAGAUAAAGAGUCAAGACUACGACGUCUUUCUACUUCCUGGCGACCUCUCCUAUGCUGACACUAGCCAGCCACUUUGGGACUCCUUUGGUCGCCUGGUGGAGCCACUCGCGAGCCAUCGUCCUUGGAUGGUUACUGAAGGAAACCACGAGAUUGAGUUCUUCCCAAUCUUUGAACACACAACCUUCAAGUCAUACAAUGCCCGGUGGCUCAUGCCUCACACCGAGAGCCUCUCUGACUCCAACCUGUACUACUCUUUUGACGUAGCCGGUGUCCACACCGUUAUGCUUGGUUCUUACACCGACUUUGAUUCUGAUUCUGAUCAGUAUCAAUGGCUCCAGGCCGAUCUAGCACAGGUUGACCGUAAAACGACGCCGUGGGUGGUGGUGUUGCUGCACGCUCCGUGGUACAACACGAACGAGGCACAUGAAGGUGAAGGAGAGAGCAUGAGGGUAGCUAUGGAGUCUCUGCUCUUUAGUGCUCGAGUCGACGUCGUCUUUUCCGGCCAUGUUCAUGCCUACGAACGUUUCAAACGUGUAUAUAACAACAAGGCCGACCCAUGUGGGCCUAUAUACAUUACCAUCGGUGACGGAGGCAACCGAGAAGGCCUUGCUUUAUCGUUCAAGAAGCCUCCUUCACCUUUAUCGGAAUUUCGGGAAUCGAGUUUUGGACACGGGAGAUUGAAGGUUAUGGACGGGAAACGAGCACAUUGGUCAUGGCAUAGAAACAAUGACUCGAACUCACUUCUUGCUGAUGAAUUCUGGCUUGAGAGUCUUAGCACAUCAUCGUCAUGUUGGCCUUCGAGUCGUUCCAGUGAUGAGCUCUAAAUCAUCAUACCAAAAAACGUUUUAUACUUCUUUUGUUCAUUGGAUCGCUCGUAGAAUAGCAAGGAUCCACAAAUAUCAUUUUGUUACAAAUUUUACUAUUUUAGGCAUUUCUUUAUGUAUUUAAGAAUGUAUUGGGAGUUUCUAUUCAAGUACUGCGUGCAUUUGUUUUAGGAUCCAACAUGGUUUAAUUAGUUGUAGGACUUAUGAAUGUCUGUCUGAUACACACUUACUUAUUCGAUCAAUAAGAAUUUCUCUCACUC